This is a messenger RNA of Patella vulgata (common limpet), 1153 nucleotides long. Its product is annotated as zinc finger protein 239. Gene Ontology annotation, cellular component: nucleus. The transcript is spliced from 3 exons. The record is from RefSeq and is a predicted model, not a curated record. Gene Ontology annotation, biological process: regulation of transcription by RNA polymerase II. The annotation marks the transcript as partial. Gene Ontology annotation, molecular function: RNA polymerase II cis-regulatory region sequence-specific DNA binding; DNA-binding transcription factor activity, RNA polymerase II-specific. NCBI's taxonomy places the organism in Eukaryota, Metazoa, Mollusca, Gastropoda, Patellidae.
UAGAGAUAGAAUCACGGUCAAAGGUCUAAAAAUCUGAUCUAAACUUGUCUCACUGGAACGCUGUUGUGGGUGUAAUCAGUGGUUGUUUGGUGCUCCUACGAUAUCGGAACAGUUCCAAGAAUCGUCAACCAAUCUGAAUAACUUUAAAUAAAUGGAUACUAAUGAUAUUAAAACACUCCAUCAGUGUGGUGUAUGCGAUGAGAUUUUCCAACAAUAUGAUGAUUUAGAAAAACACAAUAAAAUGCAUGUUAAAGAAGAGAAAAAUGAUGACGUAGAUGAAUAUUGUCAUGUUCAAUUUAAUGUUGAAGCAGAGAAAACUGAUAAUGUAAAUGAAUAUUGUCAUGUUAAAGAAGAGAAAACUGAUGAUGUAGAUGAAUAUUGUCAUGUUAAAGAAGAGAAAACUGAUGAUAUUGAAACUGUUUAUCAGUGUAAAUUGUGCCAUAAAGAAUUUAGAUUAGAAACUGAUUUAGAAAAACACUGUGAAAUACAUGUUGAAGAAGAGGAUUCUGUUUUACAACAUGGUAAAAUUUGGGAGAAGCGUUUUGGCUGGAAAGACCAACUUCAAGCAGAUACAAGUACUCAAACUGGUCAAAAGCCAUAUAAAUGUGAUGUUUGUAGUAAAUCAUUUACUCAGAAUUGUAAUUUACAAAAACACACAAGAAUUCAUACAGGUGAAAAACUUUUUAAAUGUGAUACUUGUGGAAAAUCAUUUACUCAGAAUGAUACUUUGCAGUACCACAUGAGAAUUCAUUCUGGAAUAAAACCUUAUAAAUGUAAUGUUUGUAGUAAAUCGUUUACUCAGAAUUCUCAUCUACAAAAACACACAAGAAUUCAUACUGGUGAUAAACCUUUUGAAUGUGAUACUUGUGGAAAAUCCUUCGUUCAGAUUAGUGAUCUUCAGAUUCACAUGAGAAUUCAUUCUGGCGUAAAACCUUAUAAAUGUGAUGUUUGUAGUAAAUCAUUUACACAGCAUUCUCAUCUACAAAAACACACAAGAAUUCAUAGUGGUGAGAAGCCUUAUAAAUGUGAUACUUGUAGUAAAUCUUUCACACAGAGUGGAACUCUACAGUCACACAUGAGAAUUCAUACUGGUGACAAACCUUAUAAAUGUGAUGUUUGUAGUAAAUCAUUUAGUCUAAAUUAUAAAUAUAUA